UACAUACCGAGCUACUUGUGAAAAAAAAAAGAUUUCAAAGUACUGUAAUGCAAAUAUGGUUGUCUAGCUAGUCGGUUGUGCGCAAUUUGACUACACUUUGAUUUUGGGUGUUCUGUUUUGUAAAUCGUUUUUAAAUAAUUACUUUUAAUUGAUUGAACAAUAAGUGUUGUAAAUUACUGAUUUUUUUGUUCAGUGUGCUAAUAUUUGUUUUAAGUAAAUUUUAUUAAAUCUUAAUGACAACUGGCAACCUGAUCAAGUAAAGAUCAAAAUGCUGAAAUCGAUAUGGUGGUUUUUGCUAUUCUUGACCAUGUUUAUGGUCACAAGUACAAUUGCACAAAGUGAUGAUGACAGGAUGUCGACUAUAUUUUUCGAUUCAACCGAUGAAACUCCGUUAAACGAUGCACCCGGUGCAGAAGUGGGCGAUGCGCCACAGAAUAUUACCGAAACAGAACUUGAACAGUUAUUAAAACAUUACGAUGCCAUGUCAAUGAAUGUAUGUAAUCGUGCUGUUAUCGCUUCUUGGAAUGUUGCGACUGAUGUGGGAAACAAAACCAAGGAAGAAAUAAAGAUAAAAGCUGUGGCAGAACGUGCAAAAUUUGUUAAGGAUUGGUACAAUUCCCACUGGAAAUAUGCCAAUGAAGCUGAUUAUAAAGAUGAAUCGAUACGAAGACAAUUGCGCUUUCAUAAAAAUUUGGGAGAAGCAAUCUUAAACGAAACUGACUUAAAUAUGCUGACAAACAUAAUCACUCAAAUGUCAAAUGUAUACAAUUCAGCCACCGUUUGUCCGUACAAUAAACAAAACUGUGACACUACAGAGCGUCUAACUCUCGAUCCAGAUAUUCAAACGCGCCUGGGAAAAUCGAGAGAUGUUGAUGAAUUGAAGUAUUUAUGGGUACAAUGGCGCGAUGCAACAGGGCGAAAAAUCAGAGAUAAAUACGAGGAUUAUGUCGAAUUAAUGAACAAAGUUGGUACUGGAAACGGAUUUAAGGACGCCGCCGAAUAUUGGAAAAACGAAUUUGAAGAUCCGCAAUUUGAAGAACAUUUGGAUGAUUUAUGGAAACAAGUGGAACCGCUCUAUCUCGAAUUACACACGUAUAUGCGAUAUAAAUUGUGGACAAUUUAUGGUGAUAAAUUUGAUUGCACUAGCGAAAACAUACCAGCUCAUUUGUUGGGCAAUAUGUGGGCACAGAGCUGGGAAUAUUUGUUUGAAGAAACAAAACCGUUCGCAAACGGAUCAUCGAAUGACGUAACGGCAAAAUUACAAGCACUCAAAUACAAUGCACGCAAAAUGUUUGAAAUAUCCAAUGAGUUUUAUAUGAGCCUUGGCCUGCCAACGAACGAAAUGUCAUACACCGGUGAAUCGAUUAUUGAAAAACCAACGAAUCGUACAAUUCAGUGUCAUGCUUCUGCCUGGGAUUUUUGCGAUGGCAAAGAUUUUCGCAUAAAAAUGUGCACAAAUAUAAAUCAAGAAGAUCUAAUCACGAUUCAUCAUGAAAUGGGUCAUAUUCAGUACUAUAUCCAGUAUAAAGAUCAACCGUCGGUGUUUCGUAAGGGUGCAAAUCCCGGUUUUCAUGAGGCUGUCGGUGACACCAUGGCAUUGUCGGUAGCAAAUCCGAAGCAUUUGGUUAAAAUUGGUCUUCUAAACAAUUACACAAAGUCAAUUGAAAACAAUAUAAAUGCUUUGUACAUGGAAGCAUUGCAACGCGUCGCCUUUUUGCCAUUCGGUUUUCUAAUUGAUAAAUGGCGUUGGGAUGUAUUUAGCAAAAAAGUUUCGUCCGAUAGUUGGAAUUCGCAUUGGUGGACAUUGCGAGAGAAAUACCAAAAAAUCUCAUCGCCCGUUCCGCGAACCGAGGAUGAUUUCGAUCCUGGUGCAAAAUUUCAUGUGCCAGCCAAUUCAAAAUAUAUUUCCUAUUUCAUUUCACAUCUUCUGGAAUUUUCAUUUUAUAAAGCGUUAUGCAGUGCAGCCGGUGAAUACAAUUCAAACAAUGUGAAUGUGCCAUUGCAUCAGUGUGAUUUCUACCAAUCAAAAGAAGCUGGACGGAAAAUUGCUGAUGCUCUUAAACUCGGUGCGAGUAAACAUUGGUCUGAAGCGUUGAAAUUGAUAACCGGCGAAACGACUCUGUCGGCAAAUGCCAUUCUUGAGUACUUUAAACCAUUAAGAACGGUUUUAGUUAGUGAAAUCAACCGAAUGAAAGCAUUGAACGUAACGUGUCAAUAUGAGGAAGACAACGUCGUCGCCAGAUUUACAAUGGGUACUAUCUUUACGGGACUAGUUAUUUUUGUUUUGGUGGCCCUUAUUUGUACUAUUGUUUACGGUAUUUAUAAGUACAACGCCAGAGUCACUAACUAUGUAUAGAUAAAUUGAAAAAUGUGUCACCUAUAUGCUGGCCGGAAUAACAAAACGGUUUCAACAGAAGAUCCGAUACAGCAUCGAAAACUUCUUACUAAAAUUAAAAUUAAAAUUAAAAUUAAAAUCAAAAUAAACAUCAACUUCCAAAGAAAGAA
This is a messenger RNA of Contarinia nasturtii (swede midge), 2505 nucleotides long. RefSeq names its product angiotensin-converting enzyme-like. Bases 269 to 2356 code for a protein of 695 amino acids. Gene Ontology annotation, biological process: proteolysis. Gene Ontology annotation, cellular component: plasma membrane. Gene Ontology annotation, molecular function: metallopeptidase activity; peptidyl-dipeptidase activity. The transcript has 13 exons. Lineage: Eukaryota; Metazoa; Arthropoda; Insecta; Diptera; Cecidomyiidae. The record is from RefSeq and is a predicted model, not a curated record.